Molecule: messenger RNA, 1180 nt
Organism: Cimex lectularius (bed bug)
Lineage: Eukaryota; Metazoa; Arthropoda; Insecta; Hemiptera; Cimicidae
Product: alpha-tocopherol transfer protein-like
Exons: 6
Coding region: 170-1081 (303 amino acids)
Cellular component (GO): membrane
Molecular function (GO): phosphatidylinositol bisphosphate binding
Source: RefSeq, a predicted model, not a curated record
CGUGUCAUAUGUUUCUAUAUUUUCAAAUUUGAACAAGCAGCCCGACAAGACAAAACAUGUAGGAAGUCAAAUUAUGUAUGUCACAUCACUUGGAACACAGGCGACAUAUCAAUCACACAGCAAACAACCGGAUUUCGGCUAAGAGACGGGCUCUUUUGCAGCAUCCACCAUGGCCCUCAUACCUUUGACGAAGGAACAGGAAGAGGCGAUACUCCACAAAGCUGGGUACACAGCCACGAAGUUGGCCGAAGACGUGGCGGUCAUCAGGGAGUGGUUGGAUCAGCAAGAGCACCUUCCGCCGAGCAGAAAAAACGAAAACGAUGCAUUCAUCACCAACUUUCUCCUUGGUUGCAAGGGAAAAUUAAGCUCAUGUAAGAAGAAACUCGACGCGUACUACAGUCUGCGAUCCCACUACGGGCAACUGUUCAGCGACCGAAACCCCGAAGAUCUCGAGCCCAGUCUUCAGUAUCUAGAGGCGAUGACGAUACCGAAACCCACGGAGGACGGAUGCAGGAUCAACGUGGCGGUCUUGACCGACCAGGAGUUCAAUUUCGAAGCGUGCUUGAAAAGGAUCCUUCUCGUUCUGGAAAUCAGGCUGAGGAGUGAGGCGAUUUACGCCGGUGACUAUAUCAUCUCUGAUGUCGGCAUGUUUCUACCAAAGCACAUAUUCAAAGUUUCCAUACCACUGCUUCAUCAGUUCCUUCAAUUUGCGCUGAAAGCAAUACCGUACAGGUUGAAAGGGCUGAUAUUUUUCAACACAAGUUAUCUCUUUGAAGUUGGUAUCAACAGGUUUCUCAAGCCAUUCUUAAAAGCACAGAUUGCAAAGAGGGUAUAUAUGUAUUCAGAAGGAAAGGAGAUUUUAAGGAAGCAUUUUGAUGUGUCAUUUCUUCCUAAGGAAUUCGGUGGGGCGACGUAUGAAAUCAAACCUCUUAGUGAGUACUGGCUUGAAGAAGGAAAAGCGUGGAAGGAAUGGUUCCUCACAGAUGGCUCCGAGCUCACGGACGAAUCGAAAAGACCCCAAAACCAAUCCUAUUUCAGGUCUUUUUGGACACCCCAUGCCAAACAGACGACGGCGACUUGAUUUUUCCUUUGAAGGAUGCUCGAAUUGUCCUCUGCCAAAAAAACAAACAAAAACUCAAAUAUUUUCUUUUACAUCACGUAUUCAUUUAAAUAAAUAAUU